GCGAUCUUGAGUGAUUUUUGUACGAAGCUCACAUACAGCGUGAGCCAAUAAAAAACCACACAAGACGUCAGACUCCGAAGCCGCUGAUUCUAUAUAAAAGAUCCGAUCGACUCGGUGGCAAUAAUCAGUAACACGUUACCUUUUGUCUCGAGAACCCAUCUCCGGAAUAUAUGAGGAAGGGGAUUUCGCUGUGAUCUCGCGAUCUCGGAGUCGUAUUGAAGUUGUUGUAUAUUUUUGGGGGAAGAAACUCAUCUCGACGCGUUUGUUUCAAAUAAUAUAUUUCCCACACAUUUUCCACCGCAAAAAGUCCACCUUUAGAGUGAAGAGGGAGAUAUAUGUAUAAAUCCGCAUCCAAAGUGAUCGUGCAGUGAAUUGAUCAUCGUCGUGAUUUUCACGAAAACGUGCGCGUGUUUUUAUGGGGGAGAGGAGAAAAAGAAUUACCAUCUUGGAAGCAUCCCAAGUUAUCUGGCGAUCGCACUGAGCCCAUAUUAUUUCUGGUGUUUGUGUGUCUUGUUUUUCCUUUUUGCAUUGCGCGUGAGUGCGAAAAAAGGUGCAAAAAAUUACAAUAAAACGUAAACAAGUCGUGAUAUUUGCAAUAAAUAGCAACUUUUUUCCAACAUAAACUCUUGAGUGCAGUGCUGAAGGUGAUCUUUAUCCCCCAAAACGAUCACCAACGGAUCAGUGCUACUGGUUGUGGCGGGAAAUUAGUCACAGGAAGAUAAUAAUGGAAACGCUGGUGAGAAAAUCUCACCAUCAGAGACAACCUUCUCUGGGGAAAUCAAUGCCAAUGUCAUCGCUGAUCAUUGAUCUCAAUGGCGGUAAAAAUAUCACAAUCACGCAAGACGGACGGUCGCCGGACAGGGAGGCCACGAUCCUCUUUCCGGUGGCCGAGGAGCCGGAGAGCGAGGCCCUGAGGAUGGAUCUCAUGAAUCCCAUGCUCGCUGAGGCGCUCACAAAGACGUCCAUGCUCACAUCUCCGGCCGCUCGCAGGCGUCUCGUGGCCAGAAAGAUGGAAAUGGACGCCAAUGCGUACAUCUCUGGUCACCAAGAUGACCUGGAUUAUGUCCCGCCUCGGGAUCUUCUCGUCUAUCUCGUGAGGAUGGGCUCCUUCAACUCCACACCCAAGUUCAACAAUGAGGACAACCAGGAUGACGAUGUGGAGAUUCCGGCUGGGCUCACGACCAGCGAUCUGGUGCAUCACUGUCGCAUGAUGCGAGGCGAUCAGCGUCCGCAGUUGCUCACGCGCUACUUCCUCAACCCAACAGAUCGCUGCUUCGCCUCGCAGGACAUCGCGAAUGGCAUGAGGCUGCUGAAUUUGGACGCCGUGUCGAAGAUCUGCAGUGCCCCGGUGUCCUCGCCGCGCCACAUCCGCGUCCUGCAGUGGAACGUGUUGUCUCAGUCGCUGGGCCAGAAGAACGACGGCUUCGUCAACUGUCCGGAUGAGGCGCUAACGUGGGAGUGUCGCAAGUACCAGAUUGUCCAGGAGAUUGUGCAGAACGAUCCGGAUGUGGUGUGUCUGCAGGAGGUGGACCACUUCAAGUUCCUCCAGAUGACGCUGGGCACUCAGAACUACGAGGGCGUCUUCUUCCCCAAGCCCGACUCCCCGUGCCUGUACGUGCAGUCCAACAAUGGGCCGGACGGGUGUGCCAUCUUCUACAAGAGGAACAAAUUCGAUCUCGUCAGCUGCUCCACGCGCAUCCUGCAGGUCUGGCGCGUGCAGAGCAACCAGGUGGCCAUCGCGGCCAUCCUGCGGGUCCGGCAGUCCGGGAAGGAGCUCUGCGUGGGCACCACCCACCUCAAGGCGCGCCACAGUGCUCUGCUGUCGAAGCUGCGGAAUGAGCAGGGCAAGGAUCUGCUGCGCUUCAUGUCAGAGGCGUCCGGAGACAGGCCCGUGAUCUUGUCCGGAGACUUCAAUGCCGAACCCGUGGAGCCUGUGUACAGUACAAUCCUCAAUUACGUCCCACUGGGACUGUCGAGUGCCUAUGCGGACGCCGUGGAGGAGGAUCGCAGCCUGCCCACAGAGGCGCACACGGAUUGCCAUCGCAGCGAGGAGAGUCUCACGAGGCCGGAGGUGUCAGCCCGUCGUGAGCCACCGUACACAACGUGGAAGAUCAGGGAAGACGGAGAAGUCUGUCACACCAUCGACUACGUCUUCUACUCCAAAGAUAAAAUGAAGGUUAACAAUUGCCUCAUGUUUCCUCAAGAUAACGAGAUUGGAAAGGAUCGCGUGCCCAGCUUCCAGUAUCCAUCCGAUCACUUCUCCCUCGUGUGCGACUUUGAGCUGCACGAGGGUGAGGAUCACUGAUUACACACAUCCGAAUUAUCCUUGUCAGCUCUUAGUCCGCGGUGAAGGAUUUUCCAUUAGCAGGCGAAAGGACGUUGCUCAACGGUUGAAAUGAAAAAUGCUGGAGAUUAAUUAUUACUUUUACAACAUGCAUUGCAGGAUUUAUGUGAUUUUCCAGAAGAUGAAGCAUAUUAUUUCACACUGUUGUUCUCUACAAUGUAAAUAAUAAAACUACUUGGAUAUUUAUUAUUUUGAUAAAAACUGGAGAAAGAUGUUGAAUUGAGGAUUGUUGGAAGAAAUAAAUUAUUUUUCUAUGAAAAAAAA
Messenger RNA from Phlebotomus argentipes, 2608 nucleotides. It is a transcript of the gene cu, whose product is annotated as nocturnin. Gene Ontology annotation, biological process: circadian rhythm. Gene Ontology annotation, molecular function: poly(A)-specific ribonuclease activity. NCBI's taxonomy places the organism in Eukaryota, Metazoa, Arthropoda, Insecta, Diptera, Psychodidae. The record is from RefSeq and is a predicted model, not a curated record. The coding region runs from base 725 to 2305 and encodes 526 amino acids. The transcript is spliced from 3 exons.